Messenger RNA from Kwoniella shivajii, 765 nucleotides. RefSeq lists its product as uncharacterized. The transcript has 4 exons. NCBI's taxonomy places the organism in Eukaryota, Fungi, Basidiomycota, Tremellomycetes, Tremellales, Cryptococcaceae. The record is from RefSeq and is a predicted model, not a curated record. Bases 1 to 765 code for a protein of 254 amino acids. Gene Ontology annotation, molecular function: oxidoreductase activity, acting on NAD(P)H, oxygen as acceptor. Gene Ontology annotation, cellular component: intracellular anatomical structure.
AUGUCCUCUUCACCAGUGAUCAUCCUCACGGGGGCUUCUCGAGGACUCGGUCUGGCUGUCCUUCGAAUAUUAUUGACCAAAUACAAUGCGAGAGUGACCACUGUUUCUCGAACACUUUCACCAGAAUUGACAAAUACGGUGAAAGAAUUCGGUGAAGAUAGGGUAUUACCUGUGCAAGGUGAUGUGGGUAAAAGUGACGAUAACGUUGGGGUAGUAAAUAAGACCAUUGAGAAAUGGGGGCAAAUCGAUGGAUUGAUCUUAAAUGCAGGUACUAUUGAACCGUGUAAACUCGAUUCUGUCAAAACAGAAGAUUUGAUACCAUAUAUACAAACUAAUUUGCUAUCAACUAUAUAUCUUGUUCAACCUUCACUUCCACAUCUACGACAAACAAAAGGAAAAGUAGUAUUGGUCUCAUCUGGAGCGAGCACAUCAGGAUAUCAAGCUUGGGGAUUAUAUUCAAUGGCCAAAGCUGGUAUGAACAGUCUUGCAAGGACUUUAGCUGCUGAAGAGAAAGUCAAUGGUGUAGGAGUAUUUGCAAUUAGACCUGGAAUGGUUGAUAUGCAAGGUUUACUUCGAACUAACGGUCCAGGAACUAUGCACCCUGACGAAAUGGUUAAAUUCCAAAACGCGUAUGAGAAAGGUGAAUUACUGAAACCUGAGCAACCUGGAGCCAUCAUUGCUGGUCUAGCAAUCUCGGGACCAAUUGAAAUUAGUGGAGAAUACAUUAACUGGGCUGAUGAGAGGUUAGAAGCUUAUAGACAAUAG